UUGAUUCAUUCACACAGGUGGUACACUGCCUGGCCGCCAUAAAACAGCUGAGAUGAGGUGUUGGUUGAAGUCACAUCUUUGUCUUCGUCGUUGAGGUAAUCAUAUACUAAACUUGACAUGGGUUCCAAACUUGAGAAUGCAAUGGAAGGCCUCAUAACAGUGUUUCAUUCCUACUCUUCAAAAGAGGGGGACAAAUACAAGCUGAGCAAAGCAGAAUUGAAGAGUCUGUUGCAAGGAGAACUUGGUGACUUUCUGGCAGCCAGUAAGGACCCAUUGGUGGUGGAGAAAAUAAUGACGGACCUGGAUGAGAACCGUGAUGGUGAAGUUGACUUCCAAGAAUUUGUUCUCUUGGUUGCUGCGCUAACUGUGGCCUGUAAUGAAUUCUUUGUGGAGAGCAUGAAGGAGUGAGUGCUGAAAGCAGCUGUGAUGUGGCUUUUCUACCACUUAUUUCCCUUUUACUGAAUCAGAAGACCUGCAAAUCUCUAUACUAUUAAGUUAAGAUGUCACUUUCUCUGAUUUUGACAGUUUCAAAUAUUUAUGGGACACAUUUAAAUUCACAAAUGUAAUACAGCACCUAUAAUACCACUUCUAUACUUGCUGUCAUUUCAACAUGGCGUUACGCAUUCAGUUCUAGAUGACAUCCUGAUCAAAUCAAAGAUUUCACAGAAUGUAUCAUAGCAGUGUAUUAAUUUGAGCAAUAAUUCUACCUGGGUAUGCUAAAUGUUGGUAUUUUAUCUGUUGCUGCUGUGACCUCUUAGAAUCUGCCCAGCCACAAACUGCAAAUCUUGACCACAAUCCCAACACA
Molecule: messenger RNA, 805 nt
Organism: Hypomesus transpacificus
Lineage: Eukaryota; Metazoa; Chordata; Actinopteri; Osmeriformes; Osmeridae
Gene: s100a1
Product: S100 calcium binding protein A1
Exons: 3
Coding region: 118-408 (96 amino acids)
Molecular function (GO): calcium ion binding
Source: RefSeq, a predicted model, not a curated record